Messenger RNA from Pelecanus crispus (Dalmatian pelican), 1150 nucleotides. Lineage: Eukaryota; Metazoa; Chordata; Aves; Pelecaniformes; Pelecanidae. The record is from RefSeq and is a predicted model, not a curated record.
GUGGUUUGCCGCAACUCAGUUUGAACCUCUGGCAGCAAGGUCUGCUUUUCCGUGCUUUGAUGAACCAGCAUUUAAAGCUACUUUUUUAAUCAAGAUCAGAAGAGAUGAGAAACUUUCCACUCUGUCAAAUAUGCCAAAGAAAGCUACUACUCCUGUGACAAAUGGAAUUGUUCAAGAUGAGUUUUUUGUGAGUUUGAAGAUGAGCACCUACUUAGUGGCCUUCGUUGUCGCAGACUUGAAAAACAUCAGUAGGGAAAUUAAUGGGAGUCUGGUAUCUGUCUAUGCCACACCACAGCACCUAAACCAAGUUGGGUAUGCCUUAAACACAGCAGUGAAACUUCUGGAAUUUUAUGAAAAAUACUUUUUAAUAAACUACCCUCUUGAAAAAUUAGAUCUGGUAGCAAUUCCUGAUUUUCAGUCCGGUGCAAUGGAAAACUGGGGCUUGAUCACCUUCCGAGAAACAACACUCUUGUUCGACAGUAAUACUUCUUCAGCAAGGGAUAAAAAGUUAAUAACUGCAGUGAUAGCACAUGAGCUUGCCCAUCAGUGGUUUGGCAAUCUAGUAACUAUGGAAUGGUGGAAUGAUCUCUGGCUGAAUGAGGGAUUUGCCACUUUCAUGGAGUACUUUGCCAUGGAGGAGAUUUUUCCAGAAUUACAUUCAGAUGAAGAUUUUCUUAAUUUGAUUUUCAAGGCUAUGAUGAAGGAUUCCUUGAAUUCUUCAUAUCCAGUCUCUUCUGCUGUUCAGUCUUCAGAGCAAAUUGAAGAAAUGUUUGAUGCACUUUCUUAUAUCAAGGUCUUGUUGAGGGUUAAACAGCUAUUUAAGAAUAUCAUUCAGAGAUCAACCCCUGCAAUGGGCACUGUGGCCACUCCGACCCCUGCGACAGGCACUGUGGCCACUCAAACCUCAGCAACAUGCACUGCAACUGCUCAAACCCCAGUGACAGGUGCUGCAGCUACUCCAACCACCAUGAUAUGCCAUGUAUCUACUCAAACCUCCACGACAGGUGCUGCAGUGACUCUAAUCCUAGUGACGAACACUGCAGCUACUCAAACUCCAGCAAACGACACUGUGGCUGAACUGGAGAACAAACCGGUGCCAGUAUCAGUCACCCCUAUACACAAGAAGAUCGGCGCAUUUAGUAAGGGAUGA